UCGGGAAGGGCGGGGUAUAAAUAAAAAAUUAUUAUUAUUACGGCACUCUCUGUUGCUAAACCCGUAUUUUCUUCACCUAGCACGUAAACGGUAGAAUCUGCUCCCACAAGAGACGGUGACGGCCAUCAUAUUGGAUGGCUUUGAAAGAGGAUUCAAAUUCAUGGAGGAUUGUAAAGCUAUCAGUGGCUACUAGUCAUGAAGGCUUUCUGCCUCUGAACAGGGUCUUGUUUGUGGGUUUCCUGAUUUCUCAACUUUUGGGUGCUGGGAGAGACAAUGCCUUUGGUCACCGGACUGGUUCCCUCACGAUUCCUGACCCUCACGGCCCAUUUGGUCAUCGUCAUCACCAUCUUCUGGUCCAGGGAAAACAAUGUCCGCGCAUCCCUGCCUCUCCAGUGCACCCAGGAGGAGUUUGAGAACCAAGACACGGAGAUGGUGGUUGCCCUGUCGGUGACGCUCGGGCUUUUUGCGGUGGAGUUGGCUGGCUUUCUGUCUGGAGUGUCCAUGUUCAACAAUGUGCAGAGCCUCCUUUCUCUGGCUGCCCACUGCAGUGCCUCCAUCUGCCUCUCCUUUUUCGUCUUUGAGCGCUGGGAGAUGGUCACGUACUGGUACAUCAUGGGCUUCUGCAGCGCCUUGCCUGCCGCUGUGGAGAUACUGCUUUUCAUCUCAGUCUUGGGCUUGAAGAAGAAGCCCCUGUGAAGCCCCCUGUCGCCCCAGGAGGAGACGUUUGUUGGGGGCGACUCCAGAUGAGCGAGAAAACCAACUGAGCAGAGCCAAGCUGCGCUGGCACGGGGAAAUAGAGACUGAGCGCAAUUGGGGAGAACAGGUAGGAUGAACGAGCCACCUGUUCGAGGGCUCUGACCCUCUCUGGUAUCACAUUGCCAGCCGCCACCCACAGUUCCAGCAACACAGAUCCGUCUCCUGCGCUGCGUGCUGCCUCCCCCCAGCGGUAAUCGUGGUAACAGCGCCCUGUUGCUGCACAAAGCCACGCGUUUAUUCACACGUGCUUCCGGUCAGGCAUCUGCGGUGCCAAAACGCCUGCUUCAGAAGAAAUGGCGAAGCCCAAGCCUGUAGCCCAAUGGGCCGCCCUGCAAAAGGGACUAAGGGGGCAUAACGGGUGUGUAAAAUUCAUUCAGGACAUUUGAUUGUAGUUAGAGAAUGCUGUAUGAGGAUUUAUUACACUUUUUUACCUGAAUAAAAUAGCAUCCUUCUUAUGAA
Podarcis muralis (Common wall lizard) is the source of this 1215-nucleotide messenger RNA. RefSeq names its product transmembrane protein 107 (gene TMEM107). Gene Ontology annotation, biological process: protein localization to ciliary transition zone; non-motile cilium assembly. The record is from RefSeq and is a predicted model, not a curated record. Gene Ontology annotation, cellular component: MKS complex. Lineage: Eukaryota; Metazoa; Chordata; Lepidosauria; Squamata; Lacertidae.